AUGAUUGAAGACAAAUAUAUCGGUCUGGCUCUUGCCAUGACAUCGGCCUUGGCGAUUGGAACAAGCUUCGUUAUUACAAAAAAGGGAUUGAUUCAAGCAGAAGAGCGACAUGGCUUUGAAGGCGACGGCUUUGUCUACCUUCGAAAUCCCCUGUGGUGGGCCGGUAUUGCGACUCUUGGUCUAGGAGAAGUCUGCAACUUUGCCGCAUACGCUUUUGCCCCUGCUAUCCUCGUCACACCUCUUGGAGCUCUCAGUGUGCUCAUUGGCGCUGUUCUUGGCUCGUACUUCCUCAACGAAGAGCUUGGUACGCUGGGCAAGCUCGGCAGUGCUAUAUGCCUGAUCGGCGCUGUCAUUAUUGUUCUUCAUGCGCCUCCCGAUGAGGAGAUCGAGACCGUCGACGAGAUCUUGCACUACGCAAUUCAGCCAGGUUUUCUUCUCUACGCCUUCGCCGUUGUCGCUUUCGCCGUCUUCAUGAUUUACAAGAUCGCCCCUGUCUAUGGCAGGAGAAACGCCCUCAUUUAUCUUUCCAUCUGCUCCACCGUCGGAUCCAUCUCAGUCAUGUCUGUCAAGGCUUUUGGCAUUGCGCUUAAGCUUACUUUUGCUGGCCACAACCAGUUCAGCCACCCUUCGACAUACGUUUUCAUGAUUUUAACGGCCGUAUGCAUUGUGACUCAGAUGAAUUACUUCAACAAAGCUCUUGCCAGCUUUCCCACUAACAUCGUCAACCCUCUCUACUACGUAACGUUCACCACCGCCACCCUAUGUGCCUCCUUUAUCCUCUUCAGCGGAUUCAACACGAAUGACCCAGUCAACACCCUCUCGCUGCUUUGCGGAUUCUUGGUCACCUUUACGGGCGUCUAUCUUCUGAACCUUUCUAGAGGUGACCCCCAUGGUCAAAGGUUGACCGCCGGACGAGGAGGAAGCGACGCCACCGGUACCGACAUGGUCUCUGGUUUACAAACUCGUCUGAGCAUGCAGGCAAGGAGGAGCGGCGAUCCCUCACGACACAGCAUGAGCAGCCAACGCGGUGAUCGCGAGGGUCUCAUUCGCGCAUACGACGAGGAAGAAGCUGCUGGUUUCGCUCUGACCGACCUCGCCUCGGAUAGUGACGAAGAUGUUCGGCAUGCCAACGGCAAUGGAAAAGCGAGCUAUGACGAAAAUAUCGAGCUCGAUAAUCGCCACAAGUCAGGCGAUCGGUGA
This is a messenger RNA of Fusarium proliferatum ET1, 1200 nucleotides long. Its product is annotated as putative DUF803 domain membrane protein. The record is from RefSeq and is a predicted model, not a curated record. The coding region runs from base 1 to 1200 and encodes 399 amino acids. The transcript has 7 exons. Gene Ontology annotation, molecular function: magnesium ion transmembrane transporter activity. Lineage: Eukaryota; Fungi; Ascomycota; Sordariomycetes; Hypocreales; Nectriaceae. Gene Ontology annotation, biological process: magnesium ion transport. Gene Ontology annotation, cellular component: membrane.